UUAAGAAUGUAAAAAGAGAACUCCGGCGCGUUUGGAGGGAGUUUUGAUUUCAUUUUGUCGGAGGCGGCAACUAAAAACCCUAGAAAUUUCAUCUCUUGUGCAAAUAUAAUCUGUCUGAUCCGAAAAAUCUACUCUCUGUUGAAAUUCAUCCACUUCCUUCUCUACAUUUCUCACCCUCCCAUCACUCCAUGCAGUAGAAUUAACAGAAUGAAGGUAUGGUCUCUAUUAUUUGUUCACCACUUUGAGAUUUAUUUGGUAUUAUUGAAUUCAAUGUUGGAUUUUGAGGUUAUACAGAAAGAUUGUGAGGAUUUCUUUUAGACACUUGAAUGGAUAUUGAAACAAGCAAUUGGGGCCCUUCGGUUAUUGAAGAGUAAGAGAAAAUGUCAGAUGCUUGUGUUGAUCCAAGUGGUCUUCACUUGAAGAAGGAACUUACUGCCCUUAGAAAGGCGCGAUUCUUACGUGACCCCGAAACUAGUUCGUCUUGGAGGUCCCCUUUGAGUUCUAGAUCAGUAGCUGCUACUUAUAGUUGGAACUGCGGAACUGGGGCUAGAGGAGACUCCAAUGGAGCUGGUACCUCCUCGGGAUUGUUUGAACUUGACUCAACUCUACCUUCAAGAAGCGAAAACAAUCAGAAAAAGGUGUUCCUCUACAACUGGAAGCAUCAGUCUAGCAAAUCAAUCGAUACUGGUGUGACUCCAGAUGGUGACAACAUGCAAAGAUUUGUUCCACAAAGCCCUGAAGACAGCUUUAGUGAUGUUCAAAAGGGAGAUGGGGACACAAAUCUUAAUGGCCCUAUAACUGCCUUCAGAGUCCGAGGGAUGACUUCAGAGACUCCUACAAGAAGAGUGGCUAGGAAGUUUAAGAAAAGUACCAUCUCAUCAAAACAGUAUAUUGUCAGGAACUCUCCGAUUUCGGAGCAGCUGGAUCUUCCAUCCAGCUCUUUAAAAGCACUUUCCAUUGGGCAGUCUGAUGAUACAGAUUACUGCAAUUCCGAGGAUUUGCAGAUUUCAGACCACAAAUUUGCACGACGAGCAGGGUACACUUCCUGCUUGUCAUCACCAUUUCUGUCACACUAUGAAAAUUGGUCCCACUCAUCGAAAAUACUAAAAAGUACCCGAAAGGGGGACUUGUCUUGUUCUUACACCCCUGCAUCGACUAGUUCUUAUAACAGAUACAGAGGUCAAUACCCCAGCACCACCGGAUCUUGGGAUUGUACUACAACUUCAUUUGAUGGGGAUGAAGUGGAUCAGUUGGAUUUACUGAGACAGAAAGGAUGUGGUAUUCCUUGCUAUUGGUCAAAAAGGACAAAGCGUGGAGGCCGCGGAAGUUGUUCUCCUUCACUUUCUGAUACCCUGAGGAAAACGGGAAGUAGCAUCCUCUGUGGAAGCCAGAGGAUGCAUCGUAAAAGACGGUCAUCGACUUCAAACAAGCAGAGAACUGUUUCAAAAUCUGUCCAUAGCCUGCCCUUGCUGACCAACAGCUGUGAAGGUGGAGGGUCAUCGAUAGAUACAGUGAGUGACGAGCUUUUGACUAAUUUUGAUGAGCUUGAUUUGGAAGCUUUGAGCCGUUUAGAUGGAAGAAGAUCGUUGAGCUGCAAAAGCCAAGAAAGGCUGGAACUUGCACUAACAGUGAGAGCUGAGAAAGCUCCAGACAGCAGAAGCCUGAACCAGAAGUAUAGACCCAGGUCUUUUGAUGAAUUGGUCGGGCAGAGUAUCGUUGUUCAGUCACUUAAUAACGCAAUUUUAAGGGGUAGGAUAGCCCCCGUUUAUCUUUUUCAAGGUCCUCAUGGGACAGGAAAGACAUCAACAGCAAGGGUGUUUGCAGCGGCUUUGAACUGCCAAUCAACUGGAGAAGCCAAGCCAUGUGGGUUCUGCAGCGAGUGUACUGAUGUUGCCUCUGGAAAGAGCAUGGACAUCAUGGAAGUGGAUGCUGCCCAUAAAAAGGGAAUAGAUAGAGUUAGGCAUGUUUUGAAGAAAUUGUCUGGGUCCCAGUCUUUUUCGCGGUACAGAGUCUUCAUUAUCAAAGGAUGCCACAUGUUACCAUCCAAGGCAUGGUCAGCGUUUCUAAAGUUCCUUGAAGAACCACCAUCACUUGUUGUUUUCUUGUUUGUAACUACUGAUCCAGACAGUCUGCCCCGAGCUGUUGUAUCGCGGUGUCAGAAAUACCUUUUCCCCAAGAUCAAAGAUGCCGAUAUAGUAACCAGGUUGAAGAAGCUUUCUGCCGAAGAGAAUAUGGAUUUUGAGUUGGAUGCUCUAGACCUGAUUGCUUUGAAUUCUGACGGUUCACUUCGAGAUGCAGAAAUGAUGUUGGACCAGUUGAGUUUACUGGGCAAACGGAUCACAGCAUCUCUAGUAAACGAUCUUGUUGGUGUUGUUCCAGAUGAGAAACUACUGGAUCUCUUGGAGUUAGCCAUGUCAUCAGAUACUGCAGAAACAGUGAAAAGAGCUCGUGAACUGAUGGAUUCUGGAAUCGAUCCCAUGGCCUUGAUGUCUCAAUUAGCAGACCUUAUCAUGGAUAUUAUUACUGGAACUCAACGGUUGGGCAAUGCCAAAAGUAGUGGUGCAUUUUUUGCUGGGCGAAGUUUGACCGAAUCAGAGGUGGAGAGACUGAAACAAGCUCUAAAGAUUCUUUCUGAAGCUGAGAAGCAGCUAAGGGUUUCUAGUGAGCGGUCGACAUGGUUUACUGCAGCUCUUCUACAGCUUGGUUCUGGGCAUUCUCCAGUUCCGUCACAUUCAAGCCAUAAGAAAAUGAAAGAAAAUUUAUCAGACACUGCAAAUGAAGCAUCUGCCCAUGGGAAGCGGCCAGAUGGUUUACACAUGGUGUGGAAAUCUAGUUCAGACUCGAUGCUCAGAACAGAUGUAGAUGUUAGUUGUCUUGGUGAUUCGUUGUCUAGCAUGCCGAUGACAGAGGGCAGUGCAUUUUCUGCCGCACGUAAAGAUAUCACAGCUGGCAAGAGGGUGUCUGGAUAUUUGAGUACAGACAAGCUGGAUGAGAUCUGGAGAAGGUGUAUCGAAAGGUGCCACUCAAAGACAUUGAAGCAGUUGUUGCGUGCUCAUGGGAAGCUGGUAUCGAUUUCAGAUGGUGAAGGUGUCAUGACUGCAUAUAUAGCAUUUGGGAAUAAAGAUAUUAAAUCCAGAGCUGAGAGAUUUUUGAGCAGUAUCACAAAUUCAAUUGAGACAGUUCUGAGGUGCAAUGUGGAAGUCAGAAUGGGACUUAUUGCAGAUGGGGAAAAUUCUAUAAACAGGAUAAAAGCAGUCAAGUCAUCAGAUUCUAUGGCAGUGGCACAGAAGCAGAUGGAAAUGAUUGGGAUGAUGGGCAGGCACCGAAAUGCAGAUAACAGCAGAUUAAGUACUUCAUCAUAUCAGGGCCCAUGUAAAGAACAAGUCAAUCUGACCAGAAAUAGCUUUAACGGUUAUGAGUGUAUGCUGCGAAGAACCCCAGAUUCGUGUGAUGGCUCUCUAGUGCGAGAUGAAACCUUCCCAAUGUCGAGCUUACCAAUCUUCUCAAGAGAAGGAAAUAUUGGAGUCAGCAGCACAAAAGGGAGAAGGCAAGAAAAUCCUAUGCAAAGGAUGCAUGCAUCGACACAGGAGCUAAGGUUAGAGAGUGCAUGGUUACACACAGCAGAAAAAGGGACUCCCGGAUCGGUGCGCCGGUUGAAACCAGAGCGGAAUCAAGUACUGCCCCAAGAUGGCAUCUUCCAUGAGUAUGAAAUGGCUUCUGUGAUGGAGCUUGAUGUAUCCUCCAAGCAUUGGGAGGAUGAAGUGGAUCAUGAAAUUAAAUCCUUGGAAGUCUAUGACAACCGAUGUGACCAAAAGGACCCAAGCGGCAGAAGGGUCGGUCAUUAUCCCAUGUCUCCAAGCUUGUUGCAUAGUAACAGCUUGAAGACGAAUUUUGACAAAGAGAAUCUGGGAUAUGAAUCAGGACCUGGUUGUAAUGGACUUCUUUGUUGGAAAACCACCAAACCUUCGAAAGUUAAUGUUAAGCAAGUGACCCACACUCGAUCACAUAAGCCCAGGUGCUAUUUAUGGUUUGGGCAAUGUGGGAAAUCGAAGACACCAAAGAACAGAAUUGAAGGAUAAAACAUGCAGUAGAAUUCAGAGAUUUGGAGCCUCAAUUUGACAAUCAUUGUUCAUAUACAUUUUUUCUGUAUAUGUUUUCUUUUCUUUCUUUUUCUUUUUUAUUUAAAUUGAGCAAUUCAUCAAGAGAGAACUUUGAUGGGUCUCUCAUCUGCUGCUUUUGCUAAAUUUGGCCAAUUUUUGUGGGAUUGAAAUAAAGGAGAUGGAAAAUCUAAUUCAAAAGAAUAGUUUUAAGUGCUUUACAUUUGC
Magnolia sinica is the source of this 4325-nucleotide messenger RNA. RefSeq names its product protein STICHEL. Gene Ontology annotation, biological process: DNA repair; DNA-templated DNA replication. NCBI's taxonomy places the organism in Eukaryota, Viridiplantae, Streptophyta, Magnoliopsida, Magnoliales, Magnoliaceae. Bases 381 to 4079 code for a protein of 1232 amino acids. The record is from RefSeq and is a predicted model, not a curated record. The transcript is spliced from 7 exons. Gene Ontology annotation, molecular function: DNA-directed DNA polymerase activity; ATP binding; DNA binding. Gene Ontology annotation, cellular component: nucleus; DNA polymerase III complex; DNA replication factor C complex.